Molecule: messenger RNA, 2074 nt
Organism: Condylostylus longicornis
Lineage: Eukaryota; Metazoa; Arthropoda; Insecta; Diptera; Dolichopodidae
Exons: 4
Coding region: 32-2020 (662 amino acids)
Biological process (GO): proteolysis
Molecular function (GO): serine-type endopeptidase activity
Source: RefSeq, a predicted model, not a curated record
UAUUAUAGUAGUGCUAAAAACAAAACCUAAAAUGAAAAUGAAAGAUUUUAAUAUUUUAUUAAAAAUAUUAAUUUUUAUUAAUUUUUAUAUGAUACCAGCAUUAGCUUUAAUUACUUGUCCAAAAGAAUUUUUAUAUCAAAUUGGUGUUAAUGCAACAUGUGAAUCUAAAGAUAAACAAACAAUACCAUGUGAUGGAUCUCAUCCACUUCAUAUACAAACAGCAUACAUUGAUUGUACUGAAGAAUAUUUUAAUCAUAAAACACAUGAAUCAAUAUUUUGUGAUACAGAACGUGGAAUAUGGUCACCUCAGCCACUUCGAUGUUUUCGUCAUUGUGAUAAAUCUGGUACACCAGAAAAAAUUGAAAUUUUAAGUAAUAAAACUGAAUAUCCUUGGUAUGCUGAAAUAUUAAAGAAAAAUCCAACAUCAAAUGAUAAUGAUGAUCGAAAAGAAAUUAUUCCAGGAUUAAUAAUGACUGCAAGAAUGAUUAUGACAUGGGAAAAAUAUUUUGAUAAGAAAACUGAUUGGAAUUUAACAGAUUAUAUAGUUCGUAUUUAUGAUCCUCCAAAUCAUCAUGAAGAUUUCAAUAUAGAACGUAUAGAAUAUGUUAGCAGUGAUCCGGUUUAUAAUAUUGGAAGAACUGAUAAAUACGAUCCAUUUUGUGUUUUAAUCCUAACGAAUGAUAACUAUAUCAAAAUAAAUGAUAAGGAUACAAGACCGCCAUGUUUAGAUCAUGAAUUAUUUGAAAAUAAUAAUUGGUUUGUUGAAGUUGUAAGAGCGAUACCAGAAAACAAUUUACGUCCCAAUUAUCCUAAUAAAUGUCUAGUACCAAAAUUGGAUGAUAAAAAUGUUGAAGUAACAUGUUACCAAAACUUUAAAUCUAAACCAUUAGACAAAUGUCCUGAUAAAGUACCAAUUUUACAAACAAAAUGUAAACUUGGAUAUGAAAAAAUCAAUUCAACAAAUGAUGACCCACUUUCUACGUGUAUAGCAAAUCGUUGGAGUAUUAACGAUGAAAAUGAAAAUGAAAAUUGUGAAUUAAUAUGUGGUGAAACUGAUACUGAAAAUGAUAGUGAUAAUGAAAAGCAACAUAGUGAAAUAAAAAAAGCACCAUGGCAUGUUGCUAUUUAUUCAAAUAAAACCCGUAGUAUACUGUCAGCUUAUGAUCAAUUUUGUUCUGGUGUCAUUAUUGAUCAAAAUAUCAUUUUAAGUGCAGCACAUUGUUUUUAUGAUAAAGAAGAAAAAAGAACUGAAGAUCCAACAAUUUAUUUAAUUGCAGCUGGAAAGAGUUUUCAUAGCUUUAAAGAAAAAGAAGAUUCAGAACAAUAUGUUCAUAUUAAAGAAAUACAUAUCCCAACAACAUAUGGUAAAGAUAAUGAUUGGAGUAAUGAUAUUGCUGUAUUAAUUUUAAAUUCAUCAUUAACUUUCAAUUCAUAUGUUAAACCAAUUUGUAUUGAUUUAAAUUCAGAAUCCGAAUUGAAAACUGAAACUUCAGGACACAUAUUUGGUUGGAGAGCUACUACAAAAGAUGAUAUUAUAAAUAAUAAUUUACAAAUAUUAAAUGUAACAGCAUUAACAGGAGAACAAUGUAAGAUUGAAAAUAAUAAGGAUACAAAUUUUAAAUCAGGAAACUUUUGUAUUGCGAAGAAAAUUUCACCAACCCUUUGUAAAGGUGAUACUGGCGGUGGAUUCUUUGUAAAAGAAAAUAUAAAUGACAAGGAACGUUAUAUAUUAAAGGGAAUCAUUAGUUCAGAUAUAAAUCGUGGAGAAUAUUGUUCUAAUAAUUCUUUAACAAUACUAACAGAUUUGCAAUAUGUUAAAGAUUUCGUAAGAAAGACAGUUACUGAAAAUAGACAAAAAUUAGAUGAAAUUGAAAUAAUAAACUUAAUUUGGUAUCGAAUUUAUGCACAUGGCGUAUGGACAACACCAAAUUGGAUUAGAAAAGAAUUAAAUCUUACAUUUUCAGAAAAUCCAAAAACAAGAUUUUAUGAUUCAUAUGGUUCACAUUUGGUUCAUUUUUAAUUGAAAUAAAAUUUAUAAACACGAAUUGUCAAAUAUAAUAAGCUACUUAAUAAA